This is a messenger RNA of Pseudogymnoascus verrucosus, 477 nucleotides long. RefSeq lists its product as uncharacterized. The record is from RefSeq and is a predicted model, not a curated record. Bases 73 to 477 code for a protein of 134 amino acids. The transcript has 3 exons. Lineage: Eukaryota; Fungi; Ascomycota; Leotiomycetes; Thelebolales; Thelebolaceae.
CUCAUAUCUCAUUCUCAUAUUAAACGGUCUUGAAAUAAGACGUUUCCUGUUCCAUUAGAGUCGUCCGACGAAAUGGGCCAAUACGGCCUGCGAGCCGAAGAUGGCAGGGCCAUCGUCGCCAUCAUGGCGGUUAUCGGAGUAGUGUCCAUAGCGUCUGUGGCGUUGCGCAUUGUGUCAAGGAGAAUGAGAGACCUGAGUCUGGGACUAGACGACUAUCUAAUUAUGUUAGCAAUGCAAGAUGGCUCGGAUCGCCCCGACACAAAACAGGCAAGCGGCUUUGCAGCCAUCCACCUGAACGACGGCUCGAAACAGAAGUACGGUCUCCAGCUGGGGAAUCUUGUCGUCAAGAAGACCUUUGUCGAUACAGGAAAGACGAGUGUACUCGGUUACUUAAGAAGUAGGCUAAAUUUUCUUACGAGAGUUUAUGAAGAUGGGGAGAGAGGUGCUUUGAGGGAGGAAGAGGGGAGGGUGGACUGA